This is a messenger RNA of Cannabis sativa, 1722 nucleotides long. RefSeq names its product pentatricopeptide repeat-containing protein At2g17033. The record is from RefSeq and is a predicted model, not a curated record. Lineage: Eukaryota; Viridiplantae; Streptophyta; Magnoliopsida; Rosales; Cannabaceae. The transcript has 2 exons. The coding region runs from base 66 to 1427 and encodes 453 amino acids. Gene Ontology annotation, molecular function: protein binding.
AGGGUCGAGAAGCCAAUCAAUCUGCAGUGACGAACCUCAGCUGAGACUGAGAAAACCAAACACAAAUGACAGUAUGUUUUCAUGUAAGCUCUCCCCAAAUCCCAGCCCCAUUCGCUUUUGCUUAUCACCAACAUCAACCACUGUCGUCGCAACCAUCGUUUAUUCAAUGCGCACUGACGAAACAAGGCCACCGCUUCCUCUCCACUCUCUCAGUCAAAGCUGGGGAUUCCUCCGCCGCCCACAAGUUGAUCGGAAAAUUCGUGGCAGCCUCACCUAAAUCCAUAUCUCUGAACGCUCUCUCUCAUCUCCUUUCUCCGGAUACCACUCACCCCCACCUCACCUCUCACUCCCUCCUACUGUAUUCAAGGAUCAAAGAAGCAUCUUGGUUCCAGUUUAACCCAAAGCUAGUAGCAGCACUGGCUGCAUUGCUUGAUAAACAUGGCCGAUACAACGAAUCAGAAGCACUGAUUUCGGAGGCUGUUUCGAAAUUGGAUCGACACCGAGAACUUGCUAUGUUCUACUGCAACUUGGUCGAGUCACACUCUAAGCAAAGCUCCACACAUGGCUUUGACAGUUGCUACACUCAACUGUAUCAACUUCUUUGUAGCUCUUCCUCUGUUUAUGUCAAGCGCCGAGCCUUUGAGUCAAUGGUCAGUGGUUUAUGCACGAUGGAUCGACCCAGUGAAGGGGAGAGCUUAAUGGAGGAGAUGAGAGGCAAUGGUCUUAAACCUUCUGUUUUCGAGUUUAGGUCUCUCAUGUAUGCCUAUGGACGAAUAGGAUUGUUGAGUGACAUGCUCAGAAUUGUGCACCAAAUGGAGGAUGAAGGGUUGGUGAUUGACACAAUAUGUUCGAACAUGGUUCUUUCUUCGUAUGGAGCCCAUAAUGAUCUUCCCCAGAUGGUCUCAUGGCUUCAGAAAAUGAAAACUUCUACUAUUCCUUUCUCAAUCAGGACAUAUAAUACUGUCUUGAAUGCAUGCCCGACUAUUUCAGCAAUGCUACAAGACCUGAGAAAUAAUAUCCCACUCUCCAUGGAUGAGCUACAUGGGACUUUGAAAGGUGACGAGGCUCUGCUGGUUAAGGAGUUAGAGGGGUCACAGGUUUUGGAGGAGGCCAUGGUGUGGGAUUCUAUGGAGGUGAAAUUGGAUUUGCAUGGAAUGCAUCUGGGCUCAGCUUACUUCAUAAUGUUACAGUGGAUAGAGGAGAUGCGAAGCAGAUUCAGUUUAAACAAUGAUGGCAAACCUGUUGUACCAGCUGAGGUUGUAGUUGUCUGUGGAUCAGGAAAGCAUAGCAAUGUAAGAGGUGUUUCUCCAGUGAAAACCAUGAUCAAAGAGAUGAUGGUUCGGAUGAAGAGUCCCAUGAGAAUUGAUAGAAAGAAUGCCGGUUGUUUAAUUGCCAAAGGGAAAAGUGUGAAAGAUUGGUUGUGUUGAUCCAGAAAGUAGGGAAUCCUGCAACAAAUGUCUUGUCAUAAGAGCCUGAACUUGGGUGACCAAUAUCAAAGAAAAGAAUCAAGUGUUCAAACCUUUUGGUUAUUCUCUCCUAACUUAGAUAUCUGGAAGACUGUCACCUUAUUGUAAUAUUUUAUACAAUCUUUCACGGUUCCACCUACAAAAUUAAAAUGAUUAAUAAUGAGUUCUAUUAAAAACAGUUCAUCUCAUGUAAUUACCUGGUAGUGGUACACCCAAAAGAACCAGAAUAUACAUGUCUUUUUAUUGUUGAAGGAAA